UCCUGCCCCGCUGCCCUGCGCCUCCAGCCCGGCGCUGUUUCCCACUCGCAUUCCCGGUGGUGGAUCCGCUUCCCCGGCGCAGCCCCCGCGCUCCUCCUUUCUCCCUGCCCCACCCGCGGCCUGCGCGCUCCUCGCUUCCCGCUUUUUAACGAGAUGUCAGAAGAUCAGCACAGUGACCACUCUCCUCAAGAGGGAGGAGAAGAUGUAGUUGAUGCAAGGCCGGACAGAAGUAGCAGAUUCUCACUUUUUGGAAAGUAAAAAAAGGAAGAAUGGAGAAGAAGAGCAGCCAAAGCUCUCCCUCAGUAAUCAAUACCGAAUUGUUACACCCACAUUCCAGUAUAAUAUGGACUACAAGAAAGUUGGUAAAUGUAUUAUUAUAAACAACAAAAAUUUUGAGGACAAAACAGGAAUGGGUACACGCAAUGGCACUGAUAAAGAUGCUGGAGACCUGGCUAAGAGUUUUAAAAACUUAGGUUUUGAGGUUCAUACGUACAAGGACCGAAGCCGUGAUGAUAUGGAGAAAUUACUGAAGGAAGCUGCUGAGGAGAAUCACAGUGAUGCUGCUUGUUUUGCCUGUAUCCUUCUGAGCCAUGGGGAGGAAGGACUCAUCUAUGGCACAGAUGGACCCAUGGCUAUCAAGAGUUUGACUGCGCUGUUCAGAGGAGACAAGUGUAAAAGCCUUAUAGGCAAACCCAAGUUAUUUUUCAUUCAGGCAUGUAGAGGCUCUGAAUUCGAUGAAGGUAUACAAACUGACUCUGGACCUGCAAAUGACACUCUGGAAACAGAUGCCAACCCGAGAUACAAAAUCCCAGUAGAAGCUGAUUUCCUGUUUGCGUAUUCCACUGUGCCAGGUUAUUACUCCUGGAGAAACCCCGGAAGAGGCUCCUGGUUUGUGCAGUCUUUGUGCUCUGUGCUAAAUGAGCAUGGAAAACAACUUGAGAUCAUGCAGAUCCUCACACGGGUCAACUACGUGGUUGCCACCAAUUUUGAAUCCCAGUCGGAUGAUCCACGCUUCAGUGAGAAGAAGCAGAUUCCCUGUGUGGUCUCCAUGCUCACGAAGGAACUUUACUUCUGAAAGUGCAUUUUAAUGCAACCAGCGAUGAAAGAUCGGGGUAUGGUGUUGGGUGGAGAUUUGAUUAUAAACAGGAGUAAACACAUUUUUAAUAACAGAAAUGUAAUAACACUAGAUUUUUAUAUUGUGUAAGCUCAGUUAUCUGGUGGAUGGACAAUAUGCAGUAUUUUAAAGAAGUAAAUGCUGGGGGACAGACAGCCUGACAGCUAUUAGAAAGAAUAUGGUUGACUGCAGAUUACACAACUCAAAAGUUUUGUAUCUUGAUUUCCCUUAGUGUGGCUGUCAUGAUUUAUGGCUGCUGAACAAGUUGUGAGAAUCACCUUCCUGACCCAUAAAGGUUUUUCCCAGAAAGCAGAUUGUAAAUUAAGAAUAAAACAAAAAUUCAUGAGACUCCUUCCUUUUACUGCUAGCUCAUGGAACCAUAACCUCUUCAGAAAUUUCCAAAGAUCAUCAAAUUAUGGGUAUGUCCAGUGACAAACAGUUUGUAGCUAUUUAAAAAGGUGUUUCUUAGUCUAAUAUAUUAAUUUCCUUUUAAUGAACAUUAAUAAUGAAGGCUAAUGGUUGCUCUGUGCUUAACCUGGAAGUCAAUUUACUUAGUUGUCACUCUAGCAUAAGAUGAAUAUAUAAAAUAAUCAAUAUUUAUAAAUGAUUUACCUGAACAAUAUGGAAAUGUAACAAGUAGAAAAAUCAAAUUCAAAAUCUGUGUAAAAGAUUGGCAAACUUUAAUUGGAUUAUGCCUUAAUAAGGUGCCAUUAUAAAGAUUUUUGCCUUGCGAAUGACAAUUGACUGGUAGAAUGAUCUGAAACAGUGGUAUUGCAGUUUUUCUGCUCACAGAAAGGAGAAUGUCUGCUUUUGGAUUCAGAAUUUUUGAACCAUCAGAAGGUUAAUGACAAGGCUUCGUUGUAAAACAAUAAAAUUUAAUGUUGGAAUGAUAGAAUUAUAUGUUCCAGUAACAAAUGUAUGUUUAGAUUUAACUUCUAUUUGUGAGGAAUUUUGCCAAAACUGUGAAUGCUUACUUGAAUCAGAAACGAGAAGUGCCUUCUUAGUGACUGUAUGGUCUUGAUUUUGUGUUUCAGAGUUAUGUUGGUAAUGUUUAUAUUCCUACUUUUUAUAUGCUCUUUAUAGUUGGUAGCUAGCUCACAAAAGUGAAUUUAAUGAUUUGGUUAAACUGAUAAAUGAUGAGUUGUUCACUCCUUUCUCAGUUAAUGCACUCUAUACUCUUUUGCAAUCCUCUAAGAAAAUAAGUGCCUACUAUUAAGGCCAAGUUACCAAAUUGUUAAGUUUAUUUUCUUACAGAUACUGUGACAUAGUGAGACAUAUAUUUUUUUCAUAAGUCAAAUUUACAGCUGUUUAAAUUAAAUAAAUGGUUGUUUUAUGAAUAUAUUGAGCAUGACAUCAAUA
This is a messenger RNA of Empidonax traillii (willow flycatcher), 2473 nucleotides long. RefSeq names its product caspase 7 (gene CASP7). The transcript has 7 exons. Bases 212 to 1075 code for a protein of 287 amino acids. Gene Ontology annotation, cellular component: cytoplasm. The record is from RefSeq and is a predicted model, not a curated record. Lineage: Eukaryota; Metazoa; Chordata; Aves; Passeriformes; Tyrannidae. Gene Ontology annotation, biological process: proteolysis; apoptotic process.